Messenger RNA from Anneissia japonica, 895 nucleotides. Its product is annotated as CDGSH iron-sulfur domain-containing protein 3, mitochondrial-like. NCBI's taxonomy places the organism in Eukaryota, Metazoa, Echinodermata, Crinoidea, Comatulida, Comatulidae. The coding region runs from base 75 to 470 and encodes 131 amino acids. The transcript is spliced from 3 exons. Gene Ontology annotation, molecular function: 2 iron, 2 sulfur cluster binding. The record is from RefSeq and is a predicted model, not a curated record. Gene Ontology annotation, cellular component: intracellular membrane-bounded organelle.
GGUAAACAACUCGAGAAAUCCAGAACGUUAGAAAUUUACGGCUGUGUGAAGACCCGUGUUUGUUAACAACUAUAAUGGCUCUCUUCUCAUUAAGAUUUCAAAGUUUUCCAAUUAUGAAAUUAAGAUUAUGUUAUCCAUUAUUCAGACCGCCAUGCGUAAACUCAAGUACCGCAAAUACCACUAAACUUCAAAAAGGAAUAAAAGGAACAUACAUUGCAAAGAAAAUGCCAGCUUUCAAGAAAUUAGAGGCCAACAAACGAUAUUCAUGGUGUGCAUGUGGAUUAAGUCAAAAGCAGCCAUUUUGUGAUGGAAGCCAUAAAGGAACUGAAUUCAAGCCAAUUAGAAUGAAAUUUGAGCAAAGCAAGUCAGUCCUCUUAUGCCAGUGCAAACAGACAAGUAACCCACCCUACUGUGACAUGACCCAUGUAUCUGUCAUAUUCUCCUCACUCAAAAAUAUUUUCAAAAAGUAGUUGCAAUGUAGUACGGCCUGCUUUAUUAUCAACUUUUGUCUUAAUUUCUAAUAUAGUUAAUAUAAUUUACUUAAAAGUUUACUUUAUUAGUAUGAUAAUAUAUGAAAUUUAUGUUCUUGCAGUAGGUUGACUAAGCUCCAUGAAAAUUACUUUAAUCAACAUUUUUGAGAGAAAGUUUCACUGUUAAUACCUGGAGGUUGAGGAAUCUUCAGGACCCCUGGUACUUGGUGCUUUGUCCACCCCCCUUAAAACAUCUUUGUACAUUAUAAGACAGUAUACGGUACCAUAUGUUCUAUUAUGAUGUUAUCUAGGUAAAAGUAAUUCUUGCUUUUAUAGUGUCUGUCUACUGUACACUCUAUUGGAUUUAAAAUGGUGAGGGUUUGAACCAACUGUUUAUGGAAAAUAAACACAUUAGAAAAAAAUUA